Molecule: messenger RNA, 1927 nt
Organism: Capra hircus (goat)
Lineage: Eukaryota; Metazoa; Chordata; Mammalia; Artiodactyla; Bovidae
Gene: LPAR2
Product: lysophosphatidic acid receptor 2
Exons: 4
Coding region: 299-1345 (348 amino acids)
Biological process (GO): G protein-coupled receptor signaling pathway
Cellular component (GO): membrane
Molecular function (GO): lysophosphatidic acid receptor activity
Source: RefSeq, a predicted model, not a curated record
CCGCCUCCCGCCCUUCCCGGACCGCUCCGGCCCGGCGCUUCCAGACGCUCUUCUGCUCCCGCCCUGGUCGCCCGGCCAUGGGUCUCGGGCGCGGGGUCGCCCAGUCUGCGGCGUGACGGGCGGCUCAGAGGCCGCCAGCGUCUUCACUCCCACCCGGAGCGGCCCGACGCACCGCCUGCUUCGGGAGCACUCGCGCGCAAAGCAAAGCCCGCCGCCCAACUCAUGGAGCUGCCUCACUGUCCAAUCUGAUCGCCCAGGUCACCACACCCCAGCACCGACCUCCUGCCAGACAGUCACCAUGGGCCAGUGCUACUACAAUGAGACCAUCGGCUUCUUCUACAACAACAGCGGCAAGGAGCUCAGCUCCCACUGGCGGCCCAAAGAUCUGGUCGUGGUGGCGCUGGGCCUGACUGUCAGCGUGCUGGUGCUUCUGACCAACCUGCUGGUCAUCGCAGCCAUCGCCUCCAAUCGCCGCUUCCACCAGCCCAUUUACUACCUGCUCGGCAACCUGGCCGCAGCUGACCUCUUUGCCGGUGUGGCCUACCUCUUCCUCAUGUUCCACACAGGCCCGCGCACAGCCCGGCUGUCACUCCAGGGCUGGUUCGUGCGGCAGGGCCUGCUGGACACAAGCCUGACGGCCUCCGUGGCCACACUUCUGGCCAUUGCCGUGGAGCGGCACCGCAGUGUGAUGGCCGUGCAGCUGCACAGCCGCCUGCCCCGAGGCCGGGUCAUCAUGCUGAUUGUGGGCGUGUGGGUGGCCGCGCUGGGGCUGGGGCUGCUGCCCGCCCACUCCUGGCACUGCCUCUGUGCCCUGGAGCGCUGCUCUCGAAUGGCCCCCCUGCUCAGCCGCUCCUACCUCGCCGUCUGGGCUCUGUCCAGCCUGCUCGUCUUCCUGCUCAUGGUGGCUGUCUACACCCGCAUCUUCUUCUAUGUGAGGCGGCGAGUGCAGCGCAUGUCCGAGCACGUCAGCUGCCACCCCCGCUACCGUGAAACGACGCUGAACCUGGUCAAGACGGUCGUCAUCAUCCUAGGGGCGUUUGUGGUCUGCUGGACGCCGGGCCAGGUGGUGCUGCUCCUGGAUGGACUGGGCUGCAAGUCCUGCAACGUCCUGGCAGUGGAGAAGUAUUUCCUACUCUUAGCCGAGGCCAACUCUCUGGUCAAUGCUGUGGUGUACUCCUGCCGUGAUGCUGAGAUGCGCCUCACUUUCCGCCGUCUCCUCUGCUGUCGGUGCCUCCGCCCAUCUACCCAUGAGUCUGUUCGCUACACAGCCUCCACUCACACAGGCGCUAGUACCCGCAUCAUGCUUCCUGAGAACGGCCAUUCCCUGAUGGACUCCACCCUUUAGCUGACCUUGGACUUCAGCAGGGUACAGCAAAUGCCACAUCGCCGCCCCAGCCACUGUGGAUGCACCUGGCUCUACCCAGUCUGCGGGCCAGACUUAAAGGCAGACCGUCGGUCUGACAUGGCAUGAACCACUGCCAGCCCUACCCAGGCACACAGCUGUGCCUGUCUCUGAGCCUGCGGGUUAGGGUCAUCUAUGCAACUGGGAGAGAGCUGAAUGGGGUGCAAGAAGCGGGCUCUGAAGUCAUCUCAGGUUGGGGGGCUUUCUAACAGACACUUUUCUACUUUUUUAUGCACACGCCUGGUAACCCUGUGGACUGCUUUCUUGUCUGGGGUGGUGUAGAUGAUAAAGAUGAGAGAGACGAGGACUCUCGGACCACGCGGCCCAGGGAAGCAGGGUAACAAGGAUGGAUUAUGGGUGCCCCGUCUGCCUGAGGCUGUUUAGGGGCACAGACAGGAGCGCCGAGUGUGAGCUGGGAAAGGUCUGUGACCCCUUGCAGCCUCCAAGGGUCUUGCCUGUCCCCAUGAGAACUGAGGCGGUCUACAAGGAGGCAUGAUUUAAGGAGUAAACUUUUCUACUCUGAGA